CCGGAUGGGAUCACGCGGCUCCGAGCGUCCGUCUGAGCCAGGGGUGUAGGUGCGGGCGCUGGAAAUGGACGCAAGCUUCCCGAGGGGCAGGGGGCCCGUGGGGACAUCGGGCGGUGUAGACGCGAUCACAACUCCAUGUAACUUUCCUGGGAAGAGACUCUUCUGGCUGGGUCUUCAGGUUUGAGGAUUCUCAAUGGCUGAGCCCAGUGAAGCAUUGAAUUGAAUGCAGGAGCUCUGUCUUCAGUGGCUGACGUACUAAGCAAUUCUUGAACAACUUGCCCAGGGAGAUCAGGUCCCCCGAUGGGAAAACUUUGAGGAAGUCAUGGAACAUUCAGCCCAAGUGUUUGAAGAGGGAGCUCCACUCUCUCAGGAUUCUGCCCUUUUCCAAAAUGGGAUCAAAGGAGAUAAAGGAUUGGCUCCUUGCCUCCUCACAACUAGGACCCAGAAUUCUGUGACGUUCAAGGAUGUGGCUGUGCACUUCACCAGGAAGGAAUGGAAGCAGUUGACGCCUGCUCAGAGGUACCUCUACAGGGACGUGAUGCUGGAGAACUAUAGGAACCUGGUGUCUCUCGGGCUUCCAGUGUCCAAGCCAAAGGUGAUUUCCCAGUUGGAGCAAGGAGAGGGACCAUGGAUAGCAGAGGAGGAAAGGCCAACAAGCACGUAUCCAGAUUGGGAAGCUAGGCCUGAGACCAAGAACUCAGUUGCAAAGCAAGGUACUUCGGUGACAGAAUCAUCCCAGGAAAGGCUUGUAGGUUGUGGCUUACGGGAUUCAAAUUCGGGACAACCCUGGCAAUGUGAUGGCAGAUUCCAGAGGCAACAGGGGAGCCAAGAAAGAAAUCUGGAGCAAAUAACUCAAAAGAACAUGUCUAAUGAAAUAAGAAUCCAUGAAUGUGAUAUAUUUGAGAGAAGUUUUCAUCCUAAGUCAAGUAUUGUUACAGAGAGAAACAUCUCUUCAGGAAAGAGCCCCCAUAAAUAUGAUGCACAUGGAAAUACCUUCAAACAGUACUCAGCAAGUAAAAAUAAUACAAUCUCCUCACAAAAGAAACUUAGUAAACAUAAUGUUUGCAAGAAAGAAUUUCAUUGUCCCUCAGCUAUGUGUGAUAAAAUAACUACUGGAGAGAGAUCAUACAAAUAUAAUGAAUUGGGGGAAGCGUUCAGACAAAGUAAAUUAGUAAAUCAUCGUCAGGAAACAUAUACUGGAAAGAAACGCUGUAAGUGCAACGAAUGUGGGAAAGUUUUUAGUAAAAAUUCAUCUCUUAUCCUACAUCAGAGGGUUCAUACUGGAGAGAAACCUUAUGCAUGCAGUGAGUGUGGCAAAGCUUUCAGUGUUGGCUCUUCCCUUACUAAACAUCAGAGAAUUCAUACAGGAGAGAAACCCUAUAAAUGUGGUGACUGUGGAAGAUCUUUCAGUGACAGUUCAUCUCUUGCUCAACAUCAGAGAAUUCAUACUGGAGAGAAACCCUUCAAAUGUAGUGAUUGUGGUGCAGCCUUCACGCGGAGUUCGUCUCUUUCUCAACACCAGAGAACUCAUACUGGAGAGAAACCCUUUAAAUGUCAUGAGUGUGGCAAAGCUUUUAGGCAGAAUGCAUUUCUGGCUCUACAUCAGAGGUUGCAUACUGGUGAGAAACCCUAUGAAUGCAGUGAAUGUGGCAAAGCCUUUGGUGAUGGCUCUUCUUUUACUAAGCAUCAGAGAAUUCAUACUGGUGAAAAACCCUAUAAAUGUAGUGAUUGUGGAAAAUCCUUCAGUGACAGUUCAUCCCUUACUCAACAUCAGAGAAUUCACACUGGAGAGAAACCCUAUAAAUGUAAUGAUUGUGGUGCAGCCUUCACACACAGUUCAUCCCUUUCUCACCAUCAGAGAACUCAUACUGGAGAGAAACCCUUUAAAUGUAAUGAAUGUGGCAAAGCCUUCCGGCAGAAUGCGUUUCUGGUUCUACAUCAGAGAAUGCAUACUGGUGAGAAACCCUAUGAGUGCAGUGAAUGUGGCAAAGCUUUUAGUGAUGGCUCUUCUCUUACUAAGCAUCAGAGGAUUCAUACAGGAGAGAAACCCUAUAAAUGCAGUGACUGUCGAAAAUCUUUUAGUGACAGUUCAUCUUUGACUCGACAUCAGAGAGUUCAUACUGGAGAAAAACCUUACAAAUGUAAUUAUUGUGGAAAACCUUUUAGUGACAGUUCUUCUCUUUCUCAUCAUCAGAAAAUUCAUACUGGAGAGAAACCCUUUAAGUGUAAUGAAUGUGACAAAGCCUUCAGGCAGAAUACAUUUUUAGUUCUACACCAGAGAGUUCAUACAGGUGAGAAACCCUAUAAAUGUAGUGGAUGUGGCAAAGCUUUUAGUAGCAGCUCUUCCCUUACGAAGCAUCAGAGAAUUCAUACAGGACAAAAGUCCUAUAAAUUUAUUGAUUGUGGAAAAUCCUUCAGUGAUGAUUUAAUCUCUCAACAUCAGAAGAGUAACCCUGGACAGAAACAUUAUAAAUGUAAUGAAUGUGGAAAAAACUUCGCACACAGUUCUUCCCUUUCUCGUCAUCGGAGAAUUCAUAGUCAAACUAAACCUGAAGUGUAAUUAAAGCAGCAGUCUAUGGUUCUGCUCAGAUCUAUACUGAGGAAAUGCCUCCAACACAUGCAUAUAACGAAUAUGUCAAGUCUUUCUUGAAAAGCAACAGCUUACUGAGCAUCAGAGAAUUCAUACUGUAAGGAAAUCCUACUAAUGUAGGGAUGCUCGGAACACUUUCAGACAAAAUUAUCCCAUUAUUUAUCAGAUUAUUAAUUCUGAACAGACAAUAGAAAUGUAAUGGAAGUAGGGAGGCCUUCAGCAUCUACUCAUUCUGUGUCAGGAAAACCGUAAUGGAAAAAACAUCAUAAAUGGAAUAAGCUUCCGAAAAGUUCAAAUUUAGUUCCUAAUACAUCAGCAAUUUUACUUCAGAGAAUGAUUCUGGGUAUAGAAGAUGUAAAUAAAGCUUCAAACAAACUUGUCACUUAGCUUGAGAGAAGAAAAAAUAUUCCCUGUUUAUUUCUCUCUUCUUUGCUAUUCAUAUAAACUCCCAUUAGUAGAGCUAGUUUUAUACGAGGCUCAGGUAUGGCAUCUGAAAGAACAGGUUCUCAGUAGAACUUUUGUAUUGGAACCAUUAAAUUUAGAAAUGAUUUUAAAGUGAAGAAAUAAAAAGUUCAGAUGAAAUAUUAAACACAGUUUCCCCUAAGGUAAGGCAGAACAGCCCUGCACACAUAUUCUGUUUAAUGUGCAUAAGCUAGUACUUCUGGGACCCUCUCCAUAAAGUGUGCUUUCAUUGUGAGCUGGAGAAGGUAUAAUGGAUCUGAUAGAGCGUGGCAAUGAAAGGAGUUAAAUAUGGUUCUCUCAGUUUUAGAGUAAGGCAAGAUUUGAGUAAUGUGGAAAGCCAUUUUGGGACUGGAGAAACUCACUUGUCCGGAGAUGAUGAUAGUUUUGAUAAGGGGACUCGCUAAGACUUUAGUGUUACUCUGCUCCAAAAUUACAUCAUACUCUCCUUUGUCCAUGUCUCUAAUUCUCAAGGAAACCUCUAACAAGUGUUGAAGGUGGUGUGUGUGUGUGUGUGUAUUUAGGGGAGGAAUAGCAUCAUUGGGUGCCCAUUCCAGACACAUCCUCAUAGAAAGACUGGAGAACUCCAAUGAAUAACAACAAAAUUAAAUUAAACCUGAAAAUGAACUUAGCAAAAACUAAGAUAGUGUUUGGUGCUGCCAAAAAGUUAUGCAGUAUAACCGCAAAACAACAAGACCACAAAAGAUGUUCCAUAGUAAAUAAAGUGAAGGGGGGGGGGGGAGUAAAUGAGAUAGACUGAGGGAAAAAUAAGAAUAAAUAUCUACCAUAGAAAGAAAAGGAAUCAAGUCACAUGCUCCACACAAUGGGUGAAUUAAAAACAUCACUAAAGGCAGCAAAGAAUAGAGAAAUAGCAACUGUGAUGACAAAAUGAAAACGCUAGAAUUUUUAAGUGAAUAAGGUAGUGUUGGAAAUAAAUCUAACCGACCUUGAAAAUGAAUCAGUUUUCCAACCUACCAAAAAUAGGCAUUUGAGAAGGGAUGCAAUCUGAAGAUUGUAUUGAAGAAAAUUCUCCAUAGCUGAGAAGAAAAGGUUUAAAUCCUUAAACAGAAAGAAGCCACAAUAACCUGUAUGAAAGUCAUAAAGCACAAAGUCAGAGGCAUGUAAUUUUCUAACUCCUAAAGCUUAGAGAAUUAAAAUUCUUAAAACAGCAAAAAAUAAAACAGGAUUGACUUAUUGAAGAAUCCAAAAAUCAUCUGAUUGUACACCAGAACUAAUGAAGAGUCUAACAUGUAUUAAGUACUGAAAGGCAUGGGUGUGAAUGUAGUAGUCAGUUUCUUCCAACUUAAGCAUAAAAAUUGCCUUCAAGAUGAGAAGCUAAGACCUCUAAAUUGAGGUUGCCAAUGGAAGGAAAGGAAGACCUUGACAUAGGAAACUUUUAAAUAAGCUCCAGAGAGUAGAAUCUAUAAGAACCUAACUUUCUCUGUUGUUUGCCGUGCUAAAAUAUACAAGCUCUUUGUCUCCAUAAUCACAAACAGUUGACAAAAGUUACUUUAAAACAAUUCAAAAAUUGGCAGGACUGAGAAAAAAGGGUUUCUGAUAUUGAUAGAAUUUGUGCAAUCUGGCAAUAGACAAGGAUUGUAAAAGUGGUCAUAGUCUGACUAGGUAAUAAUUCUGUUACUAAAAUAUGUCCUCGGGAAAAAAAACUAUACAAAGUUGUUUUUAGAAGUCUUAUAUGUAGCAUUAACAACAACAACUAAAAAAAAAAAAUAACACAAAUCUGGAAACAACCUUAGGACCCCAAAUUGCAGGAUAG
This is a messenger RNA of Vombatus ursinus (common wombat), 4823 nucleotides long. RefSeq names its product zinc finger protein 345-like. Gene Ontology annotation, biological process: regulation of immune system process; regulation of cytokine production; negative regulation of transcription by RNA polymerase II. NCBI's taxonomy places the organism in Eukaryota, Metazoa, Chordata, Mammalia, Diprotodontia, Vombatidae. The transcript is spliced from 6 exons. The coding region runs from base 323 to 2560 and encodes 745 amino acids. The record is from RefSeq and is a predicted model, not a curated record.